CUUUAAGACCACAAAACUCACCUAAUCCAUCCUUUGGAAAUUCUACACCAACCAACCACUACUAUGUUAAUUAUCAAAGAUUAUCUCAAAAAUCUACCUAUCUAUUAUAUUCCCAAGUUCCAAAACUUUACUUUGUUAUUAUCAAUAAAAAAGAAAGAACAAAAAUCAAACCCUAGGCCUCUAUUUAUAGUCUAUACUAUAUAAUAAACAAUCACAAGCAUCGAAAUCAUUAUUAAUAUGGGUUCAACGAAAUGCAUCCUCCUAAUAAUCUCCGUUGCCUUUAUCAUCGGCGAUUCAAAUUCAACGACGAGGAGUGUUUACCAAGUUCUGGAAUCGUACGAUUUCCCACAAGGGCUGCUGCCGAUAGGAGUGACGAGCUACGAGGUUGAGGAGAGCAGCGGCAAGUUCAGUGUGAAGUUAAACAAGAGCUGCAGCCUGACAAUAGAUGGGUACGACCUCAAGUACAAGACCAAAAUAAGUGGCACCAUUUCAAAAGACAAGAUUAAGAAUCUGAGCGGUAUUCAAGUGAAGGUUCUUUUGUUCUGGGUUAAUAUUAUUGAGGUCACUAGGGAUGAUGAUGAACUAGAUCUUUCCGUUGGUAUUGCUUCCGCCACUUUCCCCGUUGAUAAUUUUUACGAGAGCCCACAAUGUGGUUGUGGAUUUGACUGUGUAUUCUAUUCACUCAGUAGUAGCAAUGUCCUUGCCAAGACUACUAUUAAUUAGUAUUAUUAGCCGCUCCGAUCCGCUGGGAUAUAUAUUAAUUAAUUCAGCAAGCCCUUCACCUUUAUUUUGGAUUAAUUACUACUUUAAUUAGCUUCUGAUUAUUAAUUAGUAGUGAUAUCUGCUUGCUAAUCACAACCAUGAUUUUAGGAGAUAUAAGUUAUUUUAAUGUAUGGUUGCUGUAAUCUUCCUCUUAAUAAUAGCUUAACUCCUCUUUUUUAUAUUUCUUUUUGGACC
Messenger RNA from Erythranthe guttata (spotted monkey flower), 957 nucleotides. RefSeq lists its product as uncharacterized. NCBI's taxonomy places the organism in Eukaryota, Viridiplantae, Streptophyta, Magnoliopsida, Lamiales, Phrymaceae. The record is from RefSeq and is a predicted model, not a curated record.